UUUGUAUGAAAAUGUAUAGCUUUGCACACUCAUUCAGCUCUAACUUUCACCUCAACAUUGCUCACUAUUUCCUCCUUUUCUUUUUCGCCUCUUCAUACCUACACACUAGUAAACUCUACUUUGGUGAUGCACUUCCAAGUGUGAAACCAUGCAUCGACGAAGAGAGACUUGUUCUUCUCGCCUUUAAACAAGAUCUUACUGAUCCUUCUGGGAGGCUUUCUUCUUGGGCUGGUCAACAUUGCUGUCAAUGGAAAGGAGUUUCAUGCAACAACAAAACAGGUUAUGUCGAAAUGAUGAAACGUAUAGUAUACGCUAUCUGCUUUUUAUGUAGAGUGGGAUGAGAUGGAGCACUCUUCUUUGGAGGGUAAGAUAAAUCCUUCUUUGCUUAGCCUGAAACAUUUGAAUUACCUAGACCUAAGCCGGAAUGAUUUUCACGGGAUUCCCAUUCCCAAAUUCUUUGGUCAGCUUAAAAGUUUGAGUUAUCUCAAUCUCUCCUAUGCUUCAUUUGGAGGAGAGAUUCCACCUCAGCUUGGAAACCUCUCAAACUUAAACUAUCUUAACCUCAGUGAAGAGUCUGACUACUCUCUACUUACUUGAACUUCAACAACUUCAAUUGGCUUUCCAAUCUCUCUUCCCUAAAAUACCUCAAUCUUGAAGGCUGGACCUCAACAAAACAGGGGAAAGUUGGCUACAUGUUGUUAACAUGCUUCCUUCCCUACUGGAGGUACACUUACCAACAUGCCAAAUUGAAAGCCUUCCACUCUCUCCCUAGGAAAUAUUAGCCUCAAAUCACUUUACAUGUCAUAUAAUGAUUUGAAGUUUCCAUUUCCUAAAUGGUUUUUGAAUCUAGCUAACCUCAGAAAAUUUGAUCUAAGGGGGAAUUCUUUCAGUGGUGCCUUUCCCCUUGAACUUGGGAGGCUCAAAUCAUUGGAACAUCUUGAUUUAUCUUUCAAUGCACUUGAAGGUCAAAUUCCGGAACUGGCUGGAAAUUUUUGUAACCUAAAGAUCUUGAAUCUUGCUAGCAAUAAAUUUGAUGGGGAGAUUCAAGACCUUUUGGGUGGUUUAACAAGUUGUCUUAACACAAAUUUAGAGUCAUUAGAUUUGUCUUCUAAUAUGUUGCAAAGAGAAUUGCCUGCCUCCUUGGGGAUGCUACACAAUUUGCAGUAUUUUUGUCUCUACAACAAUCAAAUGAAUGGGUCCAUUCCUGAAAGCUUGGGGCAACUCUCUCAGCUAACUCACCUAGAUUUAUCUUUAAACUCAUGGGGAGGGUUUUUAACUGAAGCCCAUUUCACAAAUCUCACAAGAUUGAAAUACUUUGCAUUAGGCAAAGUCACCCCAUACCCUAUUCUACCUAUUCCUCUCAUUUUCAAUGUGUCUUAUGAGUGGGUUCCUCCUUUCAUGCUUCACACAAUCAACAUUGGAAACUGUCAAGUAGGUCCUACCUUUGGAGCAUGGCUUCAGUCUCAAACCGAACUAGCCUUUGUCAAACUUCAUGGUGCUGGAAUCUCAGGUGCCAUACCAGAGGACUGGUUCUCUAAAAUAUCUUCCAAAGUCUAUUAUUUGGAUUUGUCUCACAACCAAAUCACUGGAAACCUUCCAUUGCAAUUGAAAUUUCCAAAUGCUCUGAUUUUGGAUUUGAGUCAUAAUCAAAUUCAUGGCCCCUUCCCACUUUGGUCCAGUGACAAUGUGAUCCGUCUUGAGCUUGAAACCAAUUCAUUUUUUGGGCCUAUUCCAAUGAAUUUGGACCAACGAUUUCCACAAUUGGUGGCACUGUAUCUUUCUGAGAACCAUUUGAAUGGUACUAUUCCACUCUCUAUUUGCAACCUCAAAAACUUGUUAGUCCUUUCUCUGAGAAGCAAUGAGCUGUCAGGAAACUUUCCUCAAGCAUGGAGUCUGUUGCAGGAAAUAUGGGUUAUAGAUGUUGCAUACAACAAUCUCUCAGGCAAGCUUCCGAAUUCAAUCGGUGUCCCGGGGUCACUUUUUAUGUUGAAGAUCAACAACAAUAAUUUGAGUGGUGAAAUUCCACUUUCCUUGCAAAAUUGCACUUCUUUGAGGCACAUUGAUCUUGGAAAUAAUAGAUUCACUGGCACCAUACCUUCAUGGAUAGGAUCAAAUGUGCCCCUGGUGUCGAUCUUACGACUGCGAUCGAAUUUCUUUACUGGACAUAUCCCCCAACAGCUGUGCAAUCUUGGCUACCUUCAUAUCCUAGACCUUGCUCACAACAACAUUUCAGGAACCAUCCCCAAGUGUUUGAAUCAUCUGAGUGCUUUAACACAUGGCAAUUUAAGCGCCUAUGACUUAUAUUCAUAUUAUGACCAACAAACAUCAGUGGUGAAAGUAACAGAACUCGAAUAUCAGGCGCAGACCUUGAUGUUGGUUAAAAGCAUUGAUCUUUCAUCGAAUAGCCUUGAAGGUGAAAUCCCUGAAGAAAUAUGCAGCCUCCUCCUGUUGCACAGCUUGAACUUGUCGAAGAACCAACUAAGUGGAAACAUUCCCUCAAACAUUGGAAGCUUGCAGUGGCUCGAAGUUCUUGAUCUCUCACGCAACCGCCUUUCAGGAUGGAUUCCUCAAAGUCUUUCAUCUUCCACCUUCUUGUCUCACCUGAACUUGUCCUAUAACAACUUGACUGGUAGAAUUCCGUUGGGAAACCAACUCCAAACCCUCACGGAUCCAUCCAUUUAUGUGGGUAACCCAUCAUUGUGUGGGGUUCCUCUGUCAACUAAGUGUUCCGAAGAUGAUCACACUCCUACAAAAGACAAUGAUCAUGAAGAUACAAAUGACAAGUUGUGGUUCUACAUUAGCAUGGCACUCGGCUUUAUCGUAGGAUUUUGGGGUGUUUGUGGCACCUUACUUGUGAAGAAGUCAUGGAGGUAUGCUUAUUUUCGAUGGUUUGAUGACAUCAAGGAUAAGGUGAUGCUAGCAAUUGCAUUGAAAAUGGCUCGUACUCAAAGGAAACUUUGAUUAGAAUUGAAAUAUGGACCCAAGUGCUUGAAUUCACAACACUUGAGCAAGUAUGAAAUUCAUGUACCAUAUGAAGUUUUCCCCUGUAUGCACUUGUUUUGAAUCUUGAUUACUUAGAAUACGGAACCCACCGUUCAUUUCAA
Molecule: messenger RNA, 3104 nt
Organism: Prunus avium (sweet cherry)
Lineage: Eukaryota; Viridiplantae; Streptophyta; Magnoliopsida; Rosales; Rosaceae
Source: RefSeq, a predicted model, not a curated record